Messenger RNA from Australozyma saopauloensis, 1542 nucleotides. RefSeq names its product Amn1p (gene AMN1). NCBI's taxonomy places the organism in Eukaryota, Fungi, Ascomycota, Pichiomycetes, Serinales, Metschnikowiaceae. The coding region runs from base 1 to 1542 and encodes 513 amino acids. The record is from RefSeq and is a predicted model, not a curated record. The transcript has a single exon. Gene Ontology annotation, cellular component: cytoplasm. Gene Ontology annotation, molecular function: protein binding.
AUGCUAUAUCAAAACCAAUCUUCUCCAAUUCGAACCAAGUCAUCUCCGUACACUGGUUCUGAGUCCCGAAGAUUCAAACGCAACAAGCCCGCUACCGAUUACAGCGGCUAUAAUCUCGAGGGUGACUACUUCACCCUGUUCAAAACGAGCGCGCAUAGGCCUUCUUUGAGUAUAUCUUCUUCAUGCUCUCUGAUCUCAAGUGCGUCGUCUGAUGUGCCCGAUCUCUCUGACUCGUGCUCAGUCACAGACACUUCGGACUAUCCUAUCACUCCAACAAAGCCAUCCGUAGCAACUCUCCCAGGUCAAAAUGGCAUCCCGUUUGGUGAUCACAAGUUUGUCUUCUCUGAAAACGAUGUGUCUUUCCUGCAAGAGCUAGACAACUCGGCCUAUGACUGUGUGUCUCCGAUGCAGAUUGAUGUAGAGCCUGUGUCAGUAUUCGAUAUACCUGAAUUGGUCUAUAAAAUCAUCUCGUUUGCAGAUUUGCAGGCCUCCCUGUGUCUGGAAAGUGCUGUGAAGAAACCCAAGUACUCUCAUGCUCAGUCUCAGAGCUCUAAACAGUCCAAACUGCCUAGUGUGCUCUCUACUUGUUUGCAGGUAAACAAACUAUUCUAUCAGGUCACCAAAGAUAUACUCACCGAACGUUUAUGCUUCAAAAACCAGCAUCUUUUUGAACGAUUCGCCGAAACAAAUAGUUCUGGUCUCAACAGUGCGAGACCAUCGAGCUUAAAAUUAAACAGUCUCUAUCAUGCAAAGCAGCAUACGCUCAACACCAUAUCCGAAAGAAUCGACUCCUCCCGCUUGAACACGCUUGAAUUUUUUAUGUGUCCAAAGUUGACACCCCCAAUAGCAUUUUUCAGUUCUAAUUUAAUAUCCUUAUCCGUCGCAGGUUCGAGGGUUGUUGACGAUUCUUUGUUGAAUAACAUAGCACUUUGCUGCCCCAAAUUGAAAGAUCUUGAUCUCAGGGCGUGUGACCUUAUCACAGACUCUGGGAUUUAUGCGAUUGCCUCAAACUGUAAGAACCUUGUCAAAGUCAAUCUCGGAAGGAAGAGAAAAGGCCAUCUCAUUUCCGAUAACAGUACUGCGCUUCUUGUUAGAAACAAUCCCUACCUUGAAACUGUUGGCUUCGCUGGUUGCGCUAUCACCGAUGUGACCAUUUGGGAGCUUGCGUUAAACUGCGGUAGAUCUCUCCGCCGUUUAUCCAUUAAUGGCUGCCACGGUGUUACCGAUAGCUCGAUCUCGAAAGUUUUUUCGCACAAUUAUGUUCCAGAGUUGUCGGUUUUCGAAAUGAGAGACGUCCCCGGUAUCAAAAACUACGCUCUGAUUGUGAACUUCAAGAGACACCAAGCCCUUCGAGGUGUCAUUAUGUGGAUAGAGUCCAGCGAGGAAACAGCGCUCCACCUAAAGGAAUGCGAGCGCAAAUUAGAUCUGCUGAUCCUGAAGCUGAUCCGCAGGGAUAUCCACAUGUGGGUCCACGAAGGAGACGACGACAAGUCUUACAUUGAACUCUUACGCGAACGCGGAAAGUUGCGUUCCGAUCGCUAA